This is a messenger RNA of Plectropomus leopardus (leopard coralgrouper), 681 nucleotides long. Lineage: Eukaryota; Metazoa; Chordata; Actinopteri; Perciformes; Serranidae. The record is from RefSeq and is a predicted model, not a curated record.
AUGGUCACGUCUCGUCUGUCCUUCAGUCUGACAGUCAGCGGCGAGACAACAUGGACGUCACGGCUCUCUGCAUCAGACUGUGUGAUGAUGAACGUGUCGCUGCUGACGGCUGCUCAGACUCAUCUUUGUUUCUCGCAGAGAGCUGCCUUUCCUCGAGUCGUUCCAGACAGACAGCAGCACUACGAGUACGAGUCUGUUGUUUUUGACUGCGAAGGACUGGACGGGCUGACUGGAUGGAGAGUGAUGAGGGAGAUCAAGGCCGGCGUCACGAUAUGCGCCUCUCAGUGGGAGAAAUCGAAAGGGCCCUGCACCAUUAACCCCGCCUUCUCCUCAGACAGCGGGACGUACUGGUGUGAAGCCGGAGAAAAGAGAAGCAACGUCGUCAACAUCACUGUCACCGCUGGUCCUGUGAUCCUGGACAGUCCCGUCCUCCCUGUCAUGGUGGGAGACGCCGUCACCCUGCGCUGCAGAAAGAAGAGGACCUCUGACCUCACAGCUGAUUUCUUUAAAGACGGCGUCCUUAUCAAGAGCAAUUCCACCGGAAACUUGACUCUCCACAGUGUCUUUAAGACUAACGAAGGACUCUACAAGUGCCGCGUCUCCCAAACUGAGGAAUCAGCAGAGAGCUUUCUGGCUGUCAGACGUGAGAAAUUAACAGUGUCACAUUAUGGCCGAGUAUGA